This is a messenger RNA of Nymphaea colorata (pocket water lily), 2882 nucleotides long. RefSeq lists its product as uncharacterized. NCBI's taxonomy places the organism in Eukaryota, Viridiplantae, Streptophyta, Magnoliopsida, Nymphaeales, Nymphaeaceae. The record is from RefSeq and is a predicted model, not a curated record. The coding region runs from base 1204 to 2799 and encodes 531 amino acids. Gene Ontology annotation, biological process: lipid metabolic process. The transcript has 8 exons.
UCUCUCGAUAAAUCUUUCAUCCCUUUCUUUUUUGUCAACUCUGUUCUUUUAAGUUACCAUUCUCUCGUUUUGGUAUUCAGCGUGGAAUUUUCACAUGCUGUUCGUGUUCUCCGAAGGAUAUCUCACAUGAAAUUAUAGUUUGUAAUUUCUCCAUAUUCUGUAGAGAGUCCCCAUGGAAAACUGAGCAAUCCAGAAUCCCUUGUGUUUUCGCAUUUUCUGUAGACUCUUCCCCAGCUCUGUUGUUGGUUUGGGAUGAACAUGGAAUUGCGUUAUUGUUCGAGGAGCAAUAUAAAAUGGUGGUUCAUCUAAUAUUCUGUAUUCCUGUGUAUCGUUUUUGUGGUUCGCUUGAAUUGCCCCUUUUCUUCCUUGGCAUGUUGUUAGAUGCUUGGUUUGAAAGUUGGGACUCAGUUGGUCUAAUUUUUCUCUUUCGAUACAUAAUCUGUGGAGAUAUUAUUUUGGCGUCGGUGAUGUCAAUGGCUUGGUGACAACAGUAAAGUCGUGAUUUUCGUUCUGCUAUAUUGAUUCCUUCUGCUGUUUGUACUGGAAGUUAGCUUAUCAUCAGUUCGUGUCCUGACAGAUGUGGUUAAUAGAAUCAUGAUACCUGAAACUGAAAAGUUUGUGAGACGAAGACUGAUAUAACACUAGCAGUUACUGGUCGGCAGUAGCUUGCAGUUUGUUUGCAAGUAAUUAAGGGGACUCGCAAGAAAAUGCUUUAUCAUGGGACUCAUGCAAUAUAGCAGACCCGAAAUACUGUUUAUCGGAUUGAAGUCCAACCGCGUGGGAAAAUCUCUUCAUGUAGUGAAUGUCUCUUUUUCUGCUGAUGCUUUGAUUGUCUGAUCUGCGUUACAAAAGUAAAGCAUUACCCAAGAAGGAAAUUGCAUCACAAGCAUGAAAGGAUAGUCAUAUUAAGCCUUUAGCCCUUUGUGGACAUUCUUCCUUGAUGACCUCCUUAUUCGAUUCAUGUCGCUAAAAGUUCCUAUGUGAAGCCACGGUCUAAGAUUUCCAGCCACUGUUAGUUGGUGACUGCGUCUUAAUAUUGUUUUCAUCUGGCAAAUCCAACCAGGGGUUCCUCUUUCUUGCUAGGGGCUACUGGUCAUCUGGUUAUUGAAGAGAGUUAGGAUAACUAAUGGAUGUUUUUCUUCAUGCUUUUAUAGUUUGGAGGUGCUUCUGCUGUUUUACUUUCCAGAAUGUAGUUACAACCACAUGAGGAAACGGUGGAAAGCUUAUCAAGUACUUGUAUCUAGUCUUCUUACCCAACACCAUAUGCAAUGGUCUAAAGCAGAGAAAGAAGCAGUGGGAUGCUCAAACGUUUUAAAGAAUAGUGACAAUCAUUCUGCAAAAUCAGAGCUGAGUGAGCUGAAAAAUCAUCAGGCAAAUUUCAACAGACAUGAUUUUGAUGGAGAAGAGCUAACUGAAAGAAAGCAGAAAAUGGAACUUGAAUGGUUCAGUAAAGCCCUUGAACCAGCGAUGCAGCUGUAUAGGUGGGCUUUGCCUGCAGGAAGUAAUAGCAUGCAACAAGUCCCAUCAAGAAGCAGAUCCAUUGCUGAAAUUAUUGCAAGUCUUCAACGAAGCAAAGCUGGGCUUCCGGAGUGGAGCUUAAGUGACCUCACUGUAGGCCUUUAUCUGAUCUAUCUUCGGCGAGCUUCUGAAUGUUUACCUGAGGAUUUCCAAGGGGUACAGAUCUCUUCUGAUUCUCAGGUCUCAUACCUCAUCUAUCAUGUGGAACUAGCCAAAGGAGCUUAUAGAGAAAAUGCUGCAGCUCUUACUCGAAACAGCAUGCUUCGGGAAGGACAUAUCUUGAAAUUUGUUCGUGAUUCAUGCCUCUUGAGACCUGGAUAUUAUAUUGCUACUGAUCCACGUAAUAAGUCUGUGAUUGUUGGAAUACGUGGAACACACACGGUUUAUGAUCUUAUUACUGAUAUGGUUUCCUCUAGUGAUGAAGAAGUCACACUUGAAGGGUACUCAACUCAUUUUGGGACUGCUGAAGCAGCUCGAUGGUUUAUACAUUAUGAACUAGAAACUAUUAGAAAAUGUCUGCAGAAGCAUGAGGGGUUUAAGCUGAAGCUAGUUGGCCACUCUCUUGGGGGAGCGACGGCAGCAUUGCUGGCAAUAAUGCUUAGGAAGAGAUCAAAACAAGAGCUUGGUUUUAGUCCUGAUAUUGUUUCUUCUGUUGGUUUUGGGACUCCACCUUGUGUGUCAAAAGAGCUUGCUGAAAGUUGCACAGAAUUCGUUUCUUCUGUUGUUUUGCAGGAUGAUAUUAUUCCAAGGUUGAGUUCAGCUUCACUAAUGAGGCUGCGCAACGAAAUCCUUCAGACCGAUUGGACAAGAAUUUUUGAGAAGGAAGACUGGAAGCGGGUGACAGAUCUUGUAACAAAUGCCAAACAAGUGGUGUCCUCCAUACAGGAUAUUGCUCGGAAAUGCACGGAGUAUGCUAAUUUCAAUAGCGCAAAAGGUGUCUCAGGUAUUUCUAAUAAGGAUUCUGUCGUGACUAAGAAGUCUUCUGCUACACAACACCCUGGUGCGUCAUCACAUGUUCCAGAGAAAGAGAAAUCCUCUCCCACUGAGUUGUUUCUUCCUGGUAAACUGUAUCACUUAAGGAGGAAUGUGGAGACUUCUGCCAUUGGAGGUGACGCUAUAGAAUAUUAUACUCUGUGGAAGGGGCAUCCCGGUGUACAUUUUAGAAAUAUAGUCCUCUCAAGCAACUUGAUUUCUGAUCAUAAAUGUGAUAAUCAUUACUAUGCUCUUCGAGAUGUUCUGAAGGGAUUGCCAAGUUCUGGUUAUCAAGAAGUUUGUUGGUAGGAAAGCUUGGUCUAACAAAGUUUUCUGUAAAUAACGGGUGUCAAUUGUUGCCCAAUGCAAGCUUUUAUAGUUUUAUGCUUUAA